AUGGUCAACAAAGAAGAAAAGUCAGCAAACCAUUUGAAAGUGUUAAAGUUAGUUCACUCGCAAUGGAAGAGUAGUUCAGCUUUGGAACGUCAACAAUUGUAUUCAAAAAUUGAACAAGUUAAACAACCGUGCAAUGACUUAUUCAACAAGAGGAUUCAUAUACAAAAUCAAUUACGUAACAGAAGAAAACAGUUGCAUAUAAAAAGAAUGGAAAUUCUUACUCAUGCUCAAGUUAUUGAUAAAGGAAGUUAUGGACUAGCAAAAGCUGAGAAUAGUUUAUUUUCACCCAAUUUCAAUGUUGCUCAAGACUUUAAGUUUUCAGAAACAGAUAAUAGCCUUCGCACCGUGUCUGAUACGGCUGUUUUUAUUUUGAAACGUUUUAAAUUUCAUUUAGAGCUUUACAACCGAUAUCAGGUUCUUGGAGAUGUACAAAACGGUGAUCCUCACCUUGCUAAUAUUCUUGAAAGAUACCAUAGCAACGCUACUGAUCCGGAAUGUAUGGACGAAAGUGUAUCUUACCUUGAUUUGCCCAACUCUUUUAACGUGAAAUCAUAA
Messenger RNA from Rhizopus microsporus ATCC 52813, 555 nucleotides. RefSeq lists its product as uncharacterized. The transcript is spliced from 2 exons. The record is from RefSeq and is a predicted model, not a curated record. Lineage: Eukaryota; Fungi; Mucoromycota; Mucoromycetes; Mucorales; Rhizopodaceae. Bases 1 to 555 code for a protein of 184 amino acids.